AGGAUAGACAACCCGAGUGGUUCGGCCAUCGCCACCCGGCUAGAGUUUUCGGCAGCCCAGAACUUUUUGGACUCGAUCAGUGUCCGUACUUGGGGCAGCUCCCCGAACCGCAGGGAAUUGUGGAAUUUAUAGUUCUGGAUUCGUCUGGGUGGAACCCAGGCUCCCACAGGAUUUUUGGAGGAAAAAUAAAUAAAUGAGGACCUUGAGGACCGGGUGCCGAUCUGAACCUAGUCCAUCAUCCCUUUCCGACCCAAACUGAUUACCCACGAGGGAAGGGGCCAAGCAGCAAAAUGGAGACGCCACCAGUCAACCCAAUGGGAGAGAAAGACGCCUUUCAACAAUGGGGAAAGAAUCCCAAGAACCACCUUGAUUCAACUAUUCAAAUUAGGCAGCAGGCCCAAGAGCCUCCUACUGAAGUUCUUGAGCUGAGAAUGAGCCCAGAUCCAGCCAGCAAAAUUCUAGAGAAUCCUCAAGGGGCUGAAAAACUGGCUGUUGGUCUUGAAGAAAACUCUGUUAAAUCUCAUGGAUCAGCUAGUGAGAUGCCAGAGCCCCUCCAAUCUUCUGAUCUCUGGUACUGUCCGGAUGGGAGUUUUGUCAAGAAGAUUAUAAUCCGUGGCCAUGGCUUGGACAAACCCAAGCUGGGCUCCCGCUGCCGGGUACUGGCUUUUGGGUUUCCUUUUGGGUCAGGGUUGCCAGAGGGCUGGACAGAGCUAACUAUGGGGUUAGGCCCGUGGAGGGAGGAAACCUGGGGAGACCUCAUAGAGAAAUGCUUGGAGUCCAUGUGUCAAGGUGAGGAGGCAGAACUUCAACUCCCUGGGCACUCUGGACCUCCUGUCAGGCUCACACUGGCUUCCUUCACUCAGGGCCAGGACUCCUGGGAGCUGGAGGCCAGCGAGAAGGAGACCCUGGCCAGGCAAGAACAUGCAAGGGGCACAGAAUUAUUUCGAGCUGGGAACCCUGAAGGGGCUGCGCGAUGUUAUGGACGGGCUCUUCGGCUGCUGCUUACUUUACCCCCACCUGGCUCUCCAGAACGAACAGUCCUUCAUGCCAAUCUGGCUGCCUGUCAGUUGUUGCUAGGGCAGCCCCAUUUGGCAGCCCAGAGCUGUAACCGGGUGCUCGAGCGGGAACCUGAGCAUUUAAAGGCCUUGUACCGCAGGGGAGUUGCCCAGGCUGCCCUUGGGAACCUGGAAAAAGCAACUGCUGACCUCAAGAAGGUGCUGGUAGUAGAUCCAAAAAACCGGGCAGCCCGGGAGGAGCUGGGAAAGGUGAUCUUUCAGGGGAAGAAACAGGAUGCAGGGCUGGCACAGGGUCUCCGCAAGAUGUUUGGCUGAUUAAAAGUUAAACCUUGCCCUGGCCGGAUGUUUCAGUUUGUCGGUUCGUCGUCCUGUAUGCCAACACUUUGAGGAUUCGAUCUUGGGUCCAGGGGCAUUCUGGAGGCAACUGAUCGACGUUUGACCCUCAUAUCAAUGCCCUCUCUCUCUCUCCCUCUCUUUUCCUCUCUCUCUCUCAAAUCAAUAAACAUAUCCUCAGGUGAGGA
This is a messenger RNA of Artibeus jamaicensis (Jamaican fruit-eating bat), 1537 nucleotides long. RefSeq names its product FKBP prolyl isomerase like (gene FKBPL). The transcript has 2 exons. Gene Ontology annotation, molecular function: protein binding. Bases 291 to 1331 code for a protein of 346 amino acids. The record is from RefSeq and is a predicted model, not a curated record. Lineage: Eukaryota; Metazoa; Chordata; Mammalia; Chiroptera; Phyllostomidae.